Molecule: messenger RNA, 576 nt
Organism: Meloidogyne enterolobii
Lineage: Eukaryota; Metazoa; Nematoda; Chromadorea; Rhabditida; Meloidogynidae
Source: the annotation of a GenBank genome assembly
AUGUCAAUUAAAAUAAAAUAUUUUUUAAACAAAAUAAUUUUCUUUUUCUUUUUAUUUUUUAAUUUUGUUAAAAAUUCAAAAUAUAACAACCAAGAAUAUUUAGUUUCUGAAAAAGAAAAUAAUUUUUGUGAAAAUAAUUGGGAAUAUUGGCCAGAAAGACAUUUAUGCAUUAAAAUAUUUAAUGAAAAAAUUGGUUGGAAUGUUGCAGAAAUUAAUUGUUUAUAUAAUCAGGGACAUCAAAUAUCUGUUAAAAAUAUAAAAGAAAAUAAAUAUUUGGAAAAUAUUGCGAGAAGAGUUGGUGGAUUGAUAUGGCUAGGUGCAGCACAAUUUGGGCAUUUAAAUAAUUAUAUGUGGACAGACGGAACUCCAUUUUAUUUUACUUUCUGGCAAAAUGGUAUUCAACCUUUGUUUAAUCCUGGAAAGAAAUGCAUUAAAAUGAAUAGUCUGACUGGUGAGUGGAUUCAAAGUUGUUGCCGUGUUGCAGCCCCUUUUGUUUGUCAAAAACCUGCAAUUAAAAUAGACAAAAAACAUUUAUUAAGAAAUGAAGAAAAAAAAGAAGAAUUUAUUCAACGUUAA